AUGAGCGACUAUCUAUUGAGCGAUGUCAGGACGUCUGCCCCCUGCAAACGUCUCCUGCCUAGCCCCUGCAGACGCUUGACCGAUCCAACCCUCCACCGGCAGAAAAAGGAGCUUGACGCCGGCCUGGACCAAAUCCUGUCCAGACGAGAUCGCAAGCACCAUGCGAACGGUGCGCAACUCCGUCUUCUGACAAAUGCCAGCCACUUCACCGCCUAUGAAGUCGUCGCCCUCGCGUCUGCCAUCGGCGCCCCGUUGUCCAAGCUGGAGCGAAGUGCAUUGCACCAAGAAUUCGAAGAUCGAGGCGGAUUCACCCGGGACGACAUCUACUUCCUGAUUGCUCCCCAGAUAACCGACGCGGAAGUUGAGAACAAGGUGCGAGCGAGCCUGCUGAAAAUCAGCGGAGGCAAACCCACCCUCAAGGCCAAACAGCUAGUCCACUACCUCAUUCGCGCAGGGAGCACACUCAAACUCACGAUGGAUGAAAUAUCCACUUUCGUAACCUUUUGCUACACCAAAAUGGACACCGCAGCACCAAUCGAUCCUGAGUCAGACAUCAGCAUCGACAUCAUCGUAGACCUGUAA
Gregarina niphandrodes is the source of this 582-nucleotide messenger RNA. RefSeq lists its product as hypothetical. The record is from RefSeq and is a predicted model, not a curated record. The transcript is spliced from 2 exons. The coding region runs from base 1 to 582 and encodes 193 amino acids. NCBI's taxonomy places the organism in Eukaryota, Apicomplexa, Conoidasida, Eugregarinorida, Gregarinidae.